GCUCCAUGUCUUCUAUAUUAGUGCACUACCUUGCCUUAUAUGUGGCAAAGGCUUUUACUACCUACCUAGCGUACUACCUAUAUACAAACAUAUCUAUUUGGGAAUGAGCCUCUGUUCUAGCUCAGAGCUCUGCAUCCUGAAUCUCUCAGCAUCCUCUCCAGUUCAACUCGUUUCCAUUGUAUUUAUUUUAAAUAUAGAUGUUGUGUAUAAAUAUAUUUAUGUUGUUAGAUUAUAUAAUGUUAUGACAAAUGGUGUUCCAUGCUUAAAUACAGUAAGUGGCACAAGUGAUUCGGCCAGGCCAGGCUGGAAGUGAGCGUCUCCUCAUGGGCAGCGUGUUGGCCUUAUCGUCUCGCCCCGAGCGCCAGAAUUCCCCUUUCCCACAGGACCGACCGCUGUCGAGGUGGGACAAGAGGGAUGGAAGACUUCCAAACCCGGGCAGCUUUGACGGCCUUCAUCGCAGCUGCAAAGACGUUUUUCCACAGCAGGUCGAAGGAGUGAAAAUGGUCAUAAACAAAACCCUAAGCAGCUUUUUCAAGGUCAGCCACACAUUUCACAUCAGCGCUGUGGCGCCGUCGACGUACCGCUUCCAUGUCGAGCACCUACAGUCAGAUACAGACAGCAAAGACACGGGCUCGCCCAUGCUCAUCGGAGAAAUGGACUCCUCCGGCAGCUUGAACGCGCAUUCGUUAUUCCACCUGAGCGAGCGGAUAAGAGCCAAAGCAGUAUUUCAGACCGUGCAGUCUCAGUUUGUCACGUGGCAGUUCGAGACCGAGUACAGAGGCGCCGACUUCACAGCCGCCGUCACUAUGGCCAACCCGGACAUCUUCAGAGAGUCUGUUAUCAUGGUGGCGCACUUCCUCCAGAGUGUCUCUCCACAGCUGGUUCUUGGAGGAGAGUUGGUUUACCACCGAGGGCGAGCUGAAGAAGGUGGCAUCCUCACCCUCGCUGGACAAUACUCAGGUCGUAAUUGGGUUGCCACGUUAAAUGCUGGCAAAGGAGGUGCCCAUGCCAGCUAUUAUCACAGAGCAAACAAACAGAUUCAGGUCGGAGUGGAGUUUGAGGCUAGCACCAGAACUCAGGAGACCAAGUUCUCUUUUGGCUACCAGAUGGAUUUACCAAGAGCCAACAUGACCUUCAGGGGUAUGCUGGACAGCCGGUGUAUCAUCGGAGGUGUUCUGGAGAAGCGCCUGUGUCCUCUUCCGGCUACACUAAUCAUGGGGGCCUUCGUCAACCACCGAGGAGACAAGCUGCAAGUCGGCCUCGGAGUGAACGUCGGCUAGAUCUCAGGUCGAAACGGGAAGGUUCCGGAAAACGUCCUCAGGUCUGUCCGAACGAACUGCUUCGCAGCCAGACGAGCCCGGACAUUAGGCUGCAUCUGAUGUUUAAAGCAUUAUAUCGAUGAUAAGCAGGGACGAGAAUAAUGUCCAACACUUCAUUGUUGGUGCUGUCCUUCCUCACACUAUGACAUGUCUGUCUAACAUCUCAGAAGACCUCGUUUGAUCCUAGGAAUAUGCCCUCGCUGAUUGAAUAAGACACUGAUUCAUUCUGGAGGUUUUAGAGAAACAUGAAGAAGACAUAUGCAGUUUUAAACAUGCAGCGUUAUUAUUAUUAUUAUUAUUAUUAUUAUUUAUUUUUAUUUAUUAUUACUUAUGCAACUAGGUGUGUGCCAGAUUUUCAAUUUCAACGUCAUUGUUUAAAUGAGAGUAAAAUACUAGUGUUUGCAAAUUCAGCGUUGGUUAUUUUACUAGAACCGCAGAACCGUUGUGUUUAUCUUUACACAUGCUGUUAUUGUACGACAAAUUCUUGAAGCCUUAUCAAAACCAGCUCUACAAGCAAAGCAAAUUAAACCACUCUACAGUAUAUUUAGAUAGCAUAAGCUGAACAUUGCAAUACACUGUAUAGUGCAAACAGUUUUUGGCACGGGCCCAGAUUGUACAUUUGCACAUGUUGUUGUUUUUGUGUCUCCUUCUUUUAUUAUGCAUCAUUUCAAAUGUACUAGAAUGCAUAAGAUUAAUGCAAUUAAGCGAUGAAAAGUAUAAAAUAUGUUUAGGCUGGUAAGCUGUAAUGCCUUUGAGAAAUAGUUAUAUAUUUAUUAUACUGUGUACAGGCCAUUCCUACGGAAGCGUAUUGCAUUUACAAAAGAAAAAAAUGAUUUCAACUCUGCGAGGAUCCAGAAUUUUAAGCAGGUGCCAGAUAGUUCUCUAGAUGCCUUUAAAAUGCAUAAUUUUUUUGUACCCAUGAAGCAUUCCAUAUUGUUUUGUUACGUGGGGCGGUAUGGAAAGCCGCACCACGAGAUGUUAUAAUGUGUAUAAGGGCCCUAACGCAGGGCUUUAGAGGAGGGCAAUGAAAUACUGUAGGAGUUGUGAGAGUGCUUAGGAUACGCUCUCGAAGACCAUUUGGAAAUAGCGGGGAUUAUUAAUUAGGACCCUAAAAGGAAACAAAAUUUAACUGAAAACACAAAAUGACCAGAGCUCUGUCAUCUAUGCGAGAACGGACGGGGCUCGGGAAACUAAAAAUAACUCAAAUAAUUAUGAGAUAAUUUCUGUGAUUUUCUUUUCUUUUGUGAAUGCCAUGUGCUUCCGUACAUUCCAGAAAUAUUGGCAUCCUUAUACAAAACAAUGUACAACCAACAUUCCCUUUACUACAAAUAAAAAUAAUUAAUAUACAGUCAAAUGCUGACACCACUAAAGCAUAUCUAUUCAUGCAAAUUAUUUAUCCAUUCAAAACUAAAUGUAUGUUCUUCCUGCUCCCUUUGACUUAACUUUGGCGAAGUUGCAUGCAUGAAUUAAUCUCUUUGUCUUCCAUCAACACUAGGAAAAAACAAAUCAGUAGGAAAAUUCGGACGCAUGAGCAUCCCGAGGAGGACAGGCAAGAAGACAAAAGACCAAAGUUUCAGAGCUGCCCAUUUUACAAGAUACUCGGGGUUAUGAAAUUUCAAAAUCAUUUAUCAGAUAAGCUGUUUGGAAGGUUUGCAUGAAAAGAAGUGACCCACACAUUGCACCGUGGUUGGAACUAUGGGUUUGUGGGGACAUGAACACCAUCGCAGGAGAAUCGAACAUCCUCUAGACAGUAUUAUGCUGUAAAAUGUUCAGCUCAGUCUCAGGUCUAUCAGUUGCCUCUGCCUGGAGGUCAAAUCUUGACCGACAUCAUUAAAAUUGUGUACAGGAGCACAAAAUCAUUUGCAACGACCAUCUCUUACUGGAUUUCUGGAUUCGAGCUUUGAAGAGGGAUGUCUAAAUCUUAGAAACCUAAGAAUCUUAAAACGCUUCAUAAGAAUCAGGUUUAGAGUUGAUUUUUUUUUCAAAGACAGACUUCAGGGAUUUGGUUGUGGGGUGUCUGUGGAAAAGUAGAAAAAUUAUUUAUUUUUUAAAAACGAAAACAAAAAACGUUUGGACAAAUAAAACUAUGCAGCAUCUGUAUACAGUAGGUUUAACUUGAGAACAUUGUAUUUAAUUUGAUCGAGGGUGCCAAUAAUUUUGGAGUCGACCCUGUGAAGUUUGUUUUGUUUGAUCUAUCUUCGAAUUGUAUUACUUUUAACAUGAAAAAACAGGAUGUAUUAUGUUAUACUACAGUGAUC
Molecule: messenger RNA, 3577 nt
Organism: Clarias gariepinus (North African catfish)
Lineage: Eukaryota; Metazoa; Chordata; Actinopteri; Siluriformes; Clariidae
Exons: 10
Coding region: 324-1280 (318 amino acids)
Biological process (GO): protein import into mitochondrial matrix
Cellular component (GO): mitochondrial outer membrane translocase complex; mitochondrial outer membrane
Molecular function (GO): transmembrane protein transporter activity
Source: RefSeq, a predicted model, not a curated record